Lindgomyces ingoldianus is the source of this 1626-nucleotide messenger RNA. RefSeq names its product uroporphyrin-III C-methyltransferas-like protein. The transcript is spliced from 2 exons. The coding region runs from base 1 to 1626 and encodes 541 amino acids. The record is from RefSeq and is a predicted model, not a curated record. Gene Ontology annotation, biological process: sulfate assimilation; siroheme biosynthetic process. Gene Ontology annotation, molecular function: uroporphyrin-III C-methyltransferase activity. Lineage: Eukaryota; Fungi; Ascomycota; Dothideomycetes; Pleosporales; Lindgomycetaceae.
AUGGGUCCCGCCCUGCUCACGGCGGUUAACUGUACGGGUCACGUGCACUUGAUCAUUGGCUCAAACCCGCUGGCCGGCGCUCGCUGCACACGAUCCAUCGAAGUCGGCGCCACCCCGAUUUUGAUCGCCCCAGAGAGCGCUACCGUCCAUUACGGUCUCAUGCAACGGAUUGAUGAGGGGGAGAUUCAAUGGGUCCGACGUAGCUUCAGAGAAGACGAUUUGACGAGCCUUGGUCGCUCAGAGGUCGAUGGCGUCGUGGAUGCAGUAUUCGUCACAACUGGUAGAAAGCAGGUUCAAACCACUCAGAUAUCCAGCUUAUGCCGGCGAUUGAGAAUACCAGUUAACGUCGUCGAUGCCCCCAAUCUUUGUUCGUUCACUCUCCUGUCCACCCAUUCCGACGGACCUCUCCAAAUUGGUGUUACCACGUCCGGAAAAGGAUGCAAACUCUCCACACGAAUACGGCGGGAGAUCGCGGCUUCCUUGCCUCUACACCUUGGCGAAGCCGUCGAAAGACUGGGGACAAUGCGUAGGCGUAUAUGGGAAGAGGAUCAUGCCCUUGAGCUUUCUCAAGACCUAGAAGCUGAAGAUGAAGAUAUUGGCCAACCAUCCAACUUCAACCAGCUGAUCGCUGCGGAAAGUUUUGAGGCGGCCCGGAACAGGCGCAUGCGUUGGCUAGCACAAAUCUGCGAGUAUUGGCCGCUCCGCCGUCUUGCUGCUAUCUCAGAUGUGGAUGUGGAAACCCUCCUUCGGAAUUACACGAGCCCAAAGACUUUCAAGGCUAGCAGUACCGGAGAGCCUGGAACACAACACAAGGGACGUAUCAUUCUUGCCGGCUCCGGACCUGGGAAUCCUGACCUCUUGACUCGAGCAACGCACAAGGCCAUACUUUCAGCGGAUCUCAUUCUCGCUGACAAGUUAGUCCCUAGCCCGGUGCUUGACCUCGUUCCACGCCGUGUGACUGUACAUAUUGCGAGGAAAUUUCCAGGCAACGCCGACAAAGCCCAAGAGGAGCUUCUUCAGAUGGGAUUGGAGGGCCUCAAAGCUGGGAAGGUUGUAGUGCGAUUAAAGCAAGGUGACCCCUAUAUCUAUGGCCGAGGUGGAGAAGAGUAUGAUUUCUUUCGUUCUAACGGGUAUUUGCCGACUGUUCUUCCUGGCAUAACCAGUGCCCUGAGUGCGCCACUUUUCGCAGCCAUUCCGCCAACUCACCGCAGCGUUGCCGAUCAAGUACUCGUGUGCACCGGCACGGGACGAAAAGGAGCGGCUCCGGAUCCGCCGGAAUAUGUUUCGUCACGCACCGUUGUUUUCUUAAUGGCUCUUCAUCGGCUUUCUUCCCUGGUCGAAAGCCUUGUUGAAGUUGGCAAAGGCUACCCACUCAACACUCCAUGCGCUGUUCUCGAGCGUGCCAGCUGCCCGGAUCAGAGGGUCAUCAGGACUACGCUGGAGCAUGUGUGCGCUGCGAUUGAAGAAGAAGGUAGUCGGCCGCCUGGUCUUCUAAUUGUUGGGAACGCAUGCACAAUUCUGAACAAGUUUCACCAAAGAUGGGUGGUUGAGGAAGGGUUUAAGGGAUUAGAUGAUAUAGGUGUCUCUAGUGAUCUACCAGGCAUAGGGGAGAUUCUCAAUGUGUAG